AUGCUAAUGAAGCCAACAUUAUUGUCGUUAUUUGCUCUGACUGGAGCCUAUGCGCAGUCAUAUACAAGUUGUAAUCCGUUGGAGAAAACGUGUCCUGCUGACACGGCGUUGGGCUCCACGGUUCUCAUAGACUUCACAGAGGAGUCGUCCUACUUUGAUGCGUAUUCUCAUGCAGAUAGAAUAUCGUACACUGAUCAAGGUGUCAAGAUGACCUUGCAACAGAGAUACGAUAAUCCAGGAUUGAAGUCAAACUUCUACAUCAUGUUUGGAAGAGUCGAGGCAAACUUGAAAGCUGCUCCUGGUAGAGGAGUGGUGUCAUCUUUCUACUUGCAGAGUGAUGAUUUGGACGAGAUUGAUCUGGAGUGGAUUGGGAGUGAUACCACUGAGGUUCAAACAAAUUACUUUUCAAAAGGUAACACCACAACCUAUACCAGAGGUGAGUUCCAUGCAGUGAGUUCUCCACAGGAUGAGUUCCACAAUUACACAAUUGACUGGACAGAGAGCCAGUUGAAUUUCUACGUCGAUGGGACUCUAAUCAGAACGAUCAACAGCGAUGAUCCACAGGGAUAUCCACAGACUCCAAUGUACAUUGUAACUGGUAUUUGGGCUGGUGGUGAUCCAUCUAAUGCUGCUGGCACGAUCGAAUGGGCCGGUGGUGAAAUUGAUUACAGCGCAGGUCCAUACUCAAUGUAUGUUAAGAGCGUGAUCGUGUCUGACUACUCGACAGGCUCUGAGUACGUCUACAGUGAUGAGUCAGGUUCGUGGACCUCAAUCCAAGCCGUUGACGGUGAAGUUAAUGGCAGAUACGAAGAAGGCGUUGAGCAAUUUUCAAUUCUGUCUGAAGGUGGAUCACUCUCUGAGGGAUCAUCGUCCACUAAGGCCUCAUCAUCAUCGUCCACUAAGGCCUCAUCAUCAUCGUCUUCAUCAUCGUCAUCAUCUUCUUCGCAAAAAUCGUCUUCUUCCUCGUCUUCUUCCUCCUCUUCAAAGAGCUCUCAGACAGAUGCUGGGGUAUCGAGCUCAUUUUCAAGACACAGUUCUCACAUUUCAUCGUCAACCAGCUCAUCAACGCUUUCAAGUAGAUCUUUAAAAGAAUCAGAACAAGAAAGUGACUCCACAGUUACAAAGACGAGCUCAGCGGAAGAACAAUCAAGCACCCCAAAGGUGUCAACGUUGACAUCCUCUGAUUCAUCGAGCACCGGAACUUCAUCAACACUGACAGUUCAACAGAGUAACGGUGCUGCAGCAGGUGCUUCACCAAUAGGCAAAGCAGCCAAUUUCAGUUUAAAUACAUUGGCUACCAUAAUGUGCUUAUCAAUUGGUCUAUUAUUGAUCGUGUGA
Messenger RNA from Williopsis jadinii, 1338 nucleotides. It is a transcript of the gene CRH1, whose product is annotated as transglycosylase. Gene Ontology annotation, biological process: fungal-type cell wall organization; carbohydrate metabolic process. The transcript has a single exon. Gene Ontology annotation, molecular function: glycosyltransferase activity; hydrolase activity, hydrolyzing O-glycosyl compounds. Gene Ontology annotation, cellular component: fungal-type cell wall. The record is from RefSeq and is a predicted model, not a curated record. The coding region runs from base 1 to 1338 and encodes 445 amino acids. NCBI's taxonomy places the organism in Eukaryota, Fungi, Ascomycota, Saccharomycetes, Phaffomycetales, Wickerhamomycetaceae.